GUUUUGUUCGUAAUACAACACCCUUUUUAGGUUUUCAUCGCAAUAUGAAUAAACCUUUUAAACAUGAAUAUAGGAUAUAUUUUCCGUACGCUUUAUUUGGCAGGCAUCCAAAUUCUAAUGGCCUCCGGCUAUGCUGUGUAAUGGAUCGAUAAACAAGUGUUUACUGUCAGUGUUUAACAGUUCACAGCGGUAACCAAUAGCAACGCGCUCAUUAACCAGUACUUAGACUUGCGGUGAUUAAUUUCGCCGGAACUGGUUUAAAAUUUAAAGAUAUAAAUUCAACAAUUGUGUGAAAUGAAAGUGAUUAAUCGUGCAUGAUUUUGAUUAUUGAAAGUCAUUGCUUAUCGGACAUUUCGAUAUAAAUUUAACAGUCAAUGUAGUUAUUGGUAUUAAAACGACGUCGUACAUACAAUAUAUGACGCGACCGCCGUGACUCGCGACAUCAUUCAUAAGGACGCAUUGACGUCAUAGGCAAGACUUUGUGAUGUUCCUGAAAUCGUGAGCGCAUAAAUUGAGAUGCUGAUCCGUGAAUACUUAUCUUGAAUGUUUGCAGUAUCUUUUCCAUUCCGGGCAUGACUAUUGGAGUGAUUAUGCAACAUCCGGCUAUCAAAGCAGAGCGUGUUGAUCUGUCGUUGAUACCUCCCAGUUACCAUCAGCAGCAACAGCUUUUACAACAACAGCAACAACAGCUGCAGCAGCAGCAACAACAAAAACAGCAACAACAACAAAAGAAACCAUCCACCAAUACUGUGGCUGCCAAUGGAGAUACGAGUAUUGAAACGCAACCAGAUUUUCAAAGCAUCAAAGGCGUGUUUGGUUGGACAGUUGUCGACAAGAUCAAUAUCCCGUAUAUUUUACGUAGUGAUAAACAGUUUGUUUCAGUGAGAAUAGUUGAAAUGAAGUUACUAAGCCGGUAUCCGAAUUCGUAUCCGGACGACCUUGGGAAGCAAGCGCCUCUCACUAGUUUCUUUAUAACAGCAAACGAAGCAAAACUUUUUAAUGAGAUUAAUCUUCAGCAUUGUGCCGGGGAGUAUGGUAAGAAAGAGUUUACCACGAAAGAUUUAAUAGUAUUAUUGUCCGAUUUUAUCAAUUUCUAUAAUCUUGUAAAAAAGACGUUUCCAGAUGCAGCAGUCGCUAGGCAAGAGGCCGCUGAAACUGCUGGUUGGUUACAGAUUAAAAAUACGGUAACUCCGUAUAUAAAGAGACUAGAAAAUAAGUUUGUACCACUGUCUGUUAUAAAAUAUGCUGCUGGGUUAUUGACUAAUGAAAACGUGAGUGGUCUUCCGCCAACGAAGAGAGAAUGUGAACUGUUAAACAAAGCGUGUAAAACUGCAGGUGUUGAAUUUGUGUUUUCUGACACUACAACGAGACUUAUAAAUAUCAAAGACAUUCUUAAGAUAUCGCCAGUUGAUAUCAUUGAACUGCCGUCAAGUAACCCUUUGAAACAUGCAACUUAUAUGGAAUUACCAACGACGAGCAGUAGACCUGUUGAGAAGCCAAAACUAGCAACGUCGCCAGUUCAAAGUACUAUUAGACCGCAGAAUCAACCAUACAUGUUCCAGCCUGGUUCCCUUGAAAUGAUACGAAAUCAAUUUCAGGGAGCUGGUACUAGGCCGGAGCAAAAUGGUGCCCGGUUUCAAAUGCCGCCACAGGCAGGAUUUCCUGGCAACAUAAAUCCUCGCAUGAUUGAUCCAAGAAUGGCGGACAUGUACAGGUUUCAGUAUGGAACAAACAGUAGGCCUAUAAUGUCCAAUGGUCCUCCAAAUGCUAGAAUAGGCCAAAUGCCUCAGUAUAAUCCAUUUGUUCCACAAAUGAACCCUAUGGCAAUGCAGUAUUAUGCAAAUAUUCAAAACAAUCAGAAUGGAAGAAACCAUGGACAAGCCUCACAACAUAACAAAGAAAUGUCUCAACAGCGCCCUAUGAGCAACGGACAAGAAACUUCACCAAGAACUCAAUCUAGACCAUCCUCUGGGUCUGUUUCCCAGUCAGGGUCUCGACCACCGUCAACAUCAAGGCCACCUUCAGAAUCGCCUUUAGGAUCUCCUUUGUCGCCUACGAGUUUCCAACAAUUUCCAAGGUCUGUUGGUUUGUCUCCGGUUGCUGAUACACUUACAGGAGGUCCGAUGCCGAUGUUAAAUGGUGGUCUUGCGAUUCAGCACAUGCAGAAUAUGUGCGCGCAAAGGUUCCCAGUGUCAAGGGAACAGAUACAAUCAUCAGUUGGUCAAAAUCCACCAUUCCAAAUGGGCAUCGCAGGGCAUCCACAUCAUGAUCCAAAUGUUAAUAAGCAUGUACAGCUGCAAUCUACAAAUAAUCCGAUUCCACCUCAUGUGCAAAGAACUAUACCCCCUAGUGCUAAUCAAGAAAUUCCUGGACUGUUUAGUCCAACAGGUUCAAAUGUUUCCCCGCCAAAACAAAGUAUGCCAGGACGUGAAACCACACCCCUCCCGCCUUUGCAAUUGAUGUCGAGUCCGCCACCCGCAUCAGUUACGAAAACCGUGUCUCAUGAUUUAACCUCUCCCGGCCAAAUGUUAAGUCCCAGUUUGUCAGUUACACAAUCCUCCGAUGUAGUGGUUCCCGUCCUAGAUGAUUCAAGUACAGUUCUUUCAAUGCCUGCACAAAGGAACCAGCCAUUACCAACCACGAUUUCUGCAGCAAAACCGCAGGUGUCACUCGUGAAAUGUAUAGAAGGUGCAUGGCUUAACAAUAAAAGCAUAUCGUGUCUAUAUUUAGAACAAGAUGGUCGGAAUGGACGAUAUUGUCUUGUAGAGGCAGUGUGUAAAUUGUACUUCAAUGGUUGUAGUGUGAACGAAUUUCUUUUUGCGCUAGAAAACGUGUUAAAUGUGCCAUUAAUGACCUGCAAUGAAACGGAGGAGAAAGCUUUUAUUCAGUAUUAUAGUUUACCAGUAGUGACUUUAAAGUGUAACAAAAUGAUAAAAUUCGAUGACCUGGAGAAGUACUUCCCGCAGUUGACUUACAUGUUUCCCAGUAAAGAAGCGAUAGCACAAAGUGAAGGUGAACCCGAUCAAACUGACUUAUCCGACGCUGUUGAAAUGGCUGGUCAUACGAUUGGCCUUACAGCUGAGGAAAUUGAAGCAUCUAUGCCGGCAACUAUGAGUCAGCUGAGUGCGCAUGUCGGGGAGAAACGGGCCGGUGAUCCAUUGUUAGAUGGUAUAGCAUCUAAACACAAGCGCUUAGGAGGUACGGCUGCCGAAGACAAUGACGUCAUUGUAUUAGAUUGAAGAACAUGAACGACAAGGAACACGGACCAAAACAUUACACCAAAGACCAAAAGAUUUAAGAAGAAAUGAGAAGUUGAAGAAUAAAUGCGUUGCCAAGGGGUGCUAAAGAUCACAGCGGUGAUUGGAAAUGGUCUUGCGGGCGAAACAAUCAAAUAGACAUAACUCUAUGUACAUGGAUAUGAACAUCCUUUAUGUAGAGGGUAAAACCAGAUGAUCAUAAAGAGUAUUGUUAACUGUAUAACAUAUGACAUCAUGUUUAAUGUGAUGUCAUGUUUAUAAGCGCAACAAAUGUGAUAUCAUUUACAGUUUAUAGAUUUUUGGCAGAAUAUACUAGACUUACAAUGUUAAGAAAGGGAGUCUCGGUUCUCGAUUUUUUUCUGGGUUGAAGUCGUAAGAUAGGCUUAUCGGCUGUCAAUAAUUUUGAGAUUAUAUUGUUUAUUAAGAUUUGAAAUUGUUAGUAGUAAAUGGAAAGGCGAAGUCCUGAAGUUGUCUCAAUGUUAUAUUCAAAAUGCUCGAGGUUGUGUCGUAAGCCGCAGCCUCGACAUUUAUUCAUUGAUAAACUGUCUCGUAAUGUUUUGUUCAAGAAUGUAUGUUUUUUGUUCAUGAGAAGAUAGAAAAAAGUUGUCUUUCACAUUUUGAUCAGUUUGUACAGUUUUUUUUCAGCAAAAUUUUGAUUUUGAUGUUUUCCCUAUGUCACUCUUAAUCUCGAAGUAACUUAAUAUGAUACUUGUGUACACCUAUGGCGUUUUAGUUUCUUUGCAACGGAAAAAAUGGCGCGCAGGUUUAAACCUAUUUUGAGGAUUUUUAGACUUAAAUCAUUCAUUAACUUAAUACAUUCAUUGUACGAUGAUAUUCAAUCUAUUCUGCAAUUUUCAUUGUUCAUUCUCUUUUCUUAUGUUUCAAAAUCCAUGGAAGACUACAUAAUUUUUUGCAUAGUGCCAUAUUAAGUUGAACAGCAGUUGGACUUACUGGCAUUUGAAAUUAAAUUCAGUUUUAAUUCACAAUAAAAUAAUAAUCGACAGAUUAACACAGUUGUUAAAAAUACAGUAAACUUAAGAAAUCUUCAUCAGAAUUUAGUAAACGUUCCUUUUAAAUGUUUAGUUGACGAUAUGCUAAUUUUGUCAGCUAUAGUAAAUAUUACGGUUAUUUAGCACAUAUUUUAACCCCUACUGCGAUAAAUAUAAAUGUAUAUAUCUAAAAUGGAAUCGUUCAAUAUUUGAAUCUGGACGGAACCAUUUAUCAAUUAUAGGGAAAAUUUAAGGUUAGUAUUGACUGAAUAGCGCGAACAGGGCAGGCCAUGACCAGACGGCACGAAUGUACCGGCAGAUCUUGGCCUGAACUUGUCGCCAUGGUAAGAAACUUUUGGCACCCGCAUGCCAGAGUGUCCAAAAACUUCUGUUUUUAAUCUACCUGACUUGAGAGUUGCAAAUACGAAAUAAUAAUGAAGAAGCAAGACUUGGUGCAAUAAGAGAAAACAACUUUUUGUAACCUUUGACCUGUUGGAACUGUCAAUGAUUAGCCUUUGUCACCAGUAUAGAGUCUAACCAGACUGCACGUGGACCCGUGCAGUACAUGAUUCUACAGGUUAAGGGUUAAAAACAAUCCGGAAUACUUGCAUGUUUAUAAAUUACGUUUGUACCAUACCAUAUCAUCUAACUGUGCUGUAUUUGAAGUAGUGCUAUGUUGACUUGUUUUGUAUAUAUUCAUUAUUGUUUAAAUCAAAAUUUAGGUAAUAACUAUUGUUCUAUUGCAAUAAAUAGGCAAAGUUUUCAUGUUUUCUACACGUAUAUAUAUUUUUUAAUUGUCCAUGACAUGCAAUGUUCUUUUGUUUAUAUCCAUUUGUUUUGUACACAAUUAUGUUCAAAAUCUCGGGGCAUUCAUUCUUUUUAAGUAUUGAAAUUCUAAAUUGUAUGUUUUUUUUUGUUUUGAAUGUUUAACAACAAUUGUUAACUAUUUAAGAUUAACACAUGCUUCUUGAAUUUUAUCAUUAUAUUUAAUUCUUAUCAUUUCCGGAUUUAAAAAAUAAACAUACAUAAUGGUCUAUAACUGCUUAGAUGUGGUUUGUCUAAAAUAGUGCACUGAUGUGCAGCUGGGAUCGUCGGAUUCGAUCGUCGGACUCGUCCGGAACCGGCGCAGAACUGGAAAAAAAAUCGCCAUUUGCGCCAUAUGACACUUACAUUGCCGGCAUGGUGAAUUUAACCAAAGACCAAAAUAUAACGUAGUGUUUUUUUUUCUCUCAAAUAUUGUGAAUGAUAUAUAAGUAUAAAAACAUUGAUUUGAAAAUUAUUAACGAGUUACACGUAUUGUAGAAAGAUAAACAUGUGUUACAUAUGAAAAAGCCAUAUUGUUGUUUAAAGAUGAUGUAUGUAUAUUUUUUCUGUUUCAAUAGUCAUAUUACAUGUAUUGGUAUAUGGUAGUCAAAAAUUGACUAAAACUUGGAAAGGCCUACGUAGUAAUUAGAAAUGACUAUGGAAGUUUACAUUUCCCAGAUUUUGUAAUAUUCAAUAAUGACGCUGAUUUGAUAAUAUGUUAACCAACUACUAUCUUUCUUUAAUAAAACAAACAUUAUAUCCUUCAAACGAUUGAAAAAUGGUAGAUAAAAAUGGGCGAUUAAAACGGUAUUAGAUAUUAUUUUUUUACUUCGAUUCUAGAGUGGCUUGUUAAUUAUGUUGGAAUUUUCAUUUAAAAAACACUAUAUUCACCAUUUUACUGUUUUAUUUUGUUAUAUAUGUAUAUGUGUGUGUAUAAAGAUAUGUUUUAGACAGUUGCAUUUCUAUGUUAUGUGUGUUAAAGAUUAUGUACUGUUUAUUUCGUUAGAUCUAACUGCAUUGACUUACAAGAAAAGGGGCAUUAACUGCGAAAGCCAGAACUUGCAUUUGAUGUUUAUGAUGUUCAUAGAUACUUUAUUUUUCACAUUUAAUCUCUAUACGUUUAACAAAUGAGCCGCGUCACAACAAAACCAACAUAAUGGGUUUGCGGCCAGCAUGGAUCCACACCAGCCUGCGCAUCCGCGCAGUCUGAUCAGGAUCCAUGCUGUUCGCUUACAAACCCUAUAACAAGUAGAGAAAGUGAUAGCGAACAGCAUGGAUCCUGAUCAGACUGCGCGGAUGCGCAGGCUUGUCUGGAUCCAUGCUGGUCGCAAACCCAUUAUGAUGGUUUUGUCAUGACACGGCUCAAAUCUUGGGUUAGUCACAAACCCUGCAAACAAUGUCUCUACUUUUGAUUUUAUAUUCGUUAUUAAUAUUUGCAACCAAUAUUUCACAAAUCACAUUAUUUAUUUUAAUAUUUCUAACUAAUAUUGUUACCAAUAUUUCACAGAUGACGGUGUUUAUUUCAAUAUUUGCAACCAAUAUUUCACAGAUCAUAUUGUUUUCAUCAAUAUUCCUAAUUAAUAUUUCACAGAUGACAUUGUUUAUUUCAGUAUUCCUAAUUAGAAUUGCAACCAAUAUUUCACAGAUGACAUUGUGUUGAUUUCAAUAUUCCUAAUUAAUAAUGCAACCAAUAUUUCACAGAUAAUAUUGUUUAUUUCAAUAUUCCUAAUUAAUAUUUCAACCAAUAGUUUGUGCAUAGUGAUCAAAGUUGCCAUAUAAUAAUAGAAUGUUUAUGAUUCAAAACAUUAUAACUAAUAUUUUAAUGAUUAUAGAUAUCUGCCUUAAUACUUUAGCCAAUAUAUGGUCUAAUAUGGCUGUGAUUAUCAUUUUUUUCUGCCAGUUAUACAAAUGCAACUUAAUAUGCCAUAAAAUUUGCUAUAGAGGAUGCUCAAAAAUGAUUCGAGAAAUUUAAAUGUGUUUGGAAAGAAAGAAACAAAAAACAAAUUGAAAUGCACGUAUUUAACUAUUUAAAUUUUUUAUCAAAGAAUUCCCGCUCAUUUAAAUGACACAAGAAGGUAAUUCAAUUUAAAGAGCAAGCGGUAACGUGUAUCCCCCCCAAUGAUUUACAAAUUAAUUCGUAAAUAUUUUUCUUUUACAUAUAUUGUUUUACGGGGCAAUCCUAUCUCGAUGGAACCAUAUGUACAGAGUGUAGUAUUUCGUUAUUUCUUAGUUGAAACUCCAUAUUUAUUAAAAUCAACAGGAAAAAAAACUGAAAACAAACAUGGACGUUCUUUGGCCUUAAACCGUGUUUUAAUAAAUAUAACCUAAAAUCAAUAAACGCACGUAAAGGUCACGCGACAGCGGGAGUUGAAAAUCGAUAUUUCAUCGACCGAUUCUUCUCCGAUAAUUUAGCGGUAUAUAGUUACGAAUUAGGCAAUCAGUUCAGUCAAUGCGUUAAUUACAGGUUAUAUAUUUUUCAAGCAUUUUACGUUCGUAAAAUCACUAACCAAUUGAAAGACCCUGUCUCAUUCAAGUGCUUUUUCUUCUUUCGUUUUAAAAGAUUACUGGUUUUUGUUUUAUUUCAUGAUAUUAUGAUAAGGGUAGUUAGAAAAAAAAGAAAGAAACGAAUCAAAAUGUUUAAUCUUUACAAAUAUUUGCAUUAUUAUAUCAUACAAAAUACUGCACGUACAUGCCAUAUCUAUUUUUAGAAUCAUUACAUUUUUAUUUUUCUAUAUCAAUUACUUGCACGGAGUUAAAAGUUUCGCCAUUUCCGUGCACAUGUAAUUAAUGGUUCAUUUUUGACUUACUGCCAAGUUAAAUAUUUGUAUUAUUUUAUUGUAGAAGUUAUCAUAAAGUCAACAAAAGCUUACAAUUAAAGCAGCAUGCCUCCAGAUUUAGGUUAAUUUUCGUGAAAAUUUAAAAUCGUCAUACAAAUGGAAAAAUGAUAGAGAGAGAGAGAGAAAAAAACAACAAAAAAAAACCCCCAACAACCUUAUGAGUUGCCAUAUAACGUAUUCUAAGUUAGCAACAGGCGCUUAAAAUUCACAUAAAUAGAAUGAGAUGUGCUUAAAAAUGUGCCCUCAUAUUAACUAUAUAUACCUAUUCCGUUAGUAACGGGGUAAAACUGACGGUGAAAAAACGUAUUUAUCACGUGACAUCACUUCUUUUCAAUGUAAUAUAACCAUUUCGUAUUUAUCUUAAUGUCACUUUUUGUGUAAUAUAAAUUCGUCGCACUUCAUUAACUUUUAUGGGUUUUCGUCAUGUGGUAAAAACAAUCUCUGUAAUUAUAGAAUUUAUUAAACUUUUCAAACAAAAUAUGUGACCACAAUUUCUUGAAACCCGUUAAUAACACAUUGUAAAAUUUUAUAUGGCAACUCGUGUGAGAUGUAAUAUAUUUUUUACUAACAUUAACUCAAUCAAAGGGUCGUCCUUUUUUGUCAUUUUUUUGCAUUGUUUAUAUAGGUUUCGAAUAUCGAACAAAUACGUUUUUCUUCCUUUUAAUAGAAACUGGGUUCGCUAAUCUGGAGGCGUAAAUCUGUCACUGUGUAUUGUUUUAUUAAAACACAAAAGCACGGUUUUGCGAUGUAUUCUUUUUCUUUUGUUUAUUGGACUAGACAAAAAAUUCAUUGGCGUUAAUUCAUGUUACUAUUUCAGUUCAUUUUGACAAAUGGGUAAAAAUACGGUAACUGGUAUUUUUAUGUUAUUUUUUUUCUGCGUAAUACGCCAAUCAAGAAAAUAUUUGAUAUCAUAUGUUUGUUCAUAAAUGUACAUGUAUAUACAUAUAUUUAAAACACACAUUUUUGGUCCACAACUUUGUAGAAAUGGACCAAGAAAACAUUGUUGAUAAUAAUUGUUCAAUUAUUCGUUUUUAAUGAAUAAAAAGUCAAACAACGCUA
Messenger RNA from Ruditapes philippinarum (Manila clam), 8946 nucleotides. RefSeq lists its product as uncharacterized. The transcript is spliced from 4 exons. Bases 573 to 3239 code for a protein of 888 amino acids. NCBI's taxonomy places the organism in Eukaryota, Metazoa, Mollusca, Bivalvia, Venerida, Veneridae. The record is from RefSeq and is a predicted model, not a curated record.